Drosophila persimilis is the source of this 1520-nucleotide messenger RNA. Its product is annotated as deubiquitinase DESI2. The transcript has 5 exons. NCBI's taxonomy places the organism in Eukaryota, Metazoa, Arthropoda, Insecta, Diptera, Drosophilidae. The coding region runs from base 122 to 739 and encodes 205 amino acids. The record is from RefSeq and is a predicted model, not a curated record. Gene Ontology annotation, biological process: protein deubiquitination. Gene Ontology annotation, molecular function: deubiquitinase activity.
UCUUUUGCCUCUUAUAAUUUGUUAAAUUUUUGUUCAGAGUAUGGGAUGCUAACAGGCCCUUACCAGAGGUACUGUUGCAGAAGUAUAUUCAGCCCAACCACACCAACAACGCAUUUAAUCAAUGUUCUCCAACGGAUUGCCGUGCAAUCUGUCGUUUCCGAGCUGUCUCAGUGUUCCAAAAGACGAGAUUGGUAAUGAAGAGCUCUUGCCAUCCAAUAUGGGGACUAGAGAGCCUGUAAUCCUCAAUGUCUACGAUAUGUACUGGAUCAAUGAAUACACAACGUCAAUUGGUCUCGGCGUAUUCCAUUCCGGUGUAGAAGCAUUCGGGACUGAAUUCGCCUACGGUGGACAUCCAUUUCCCUUUACAGGGGUAUUUGAAAUAUCUCCGCGAGAUCACGAUGAACUGGGGGACCAGUUUCAGUUUCGGCAAAGCAUUCAAAUAGGCUGCACCGACUUCACGUACGAGGAAGUGCGUCGGAUUGUUGAGGAAUUGGGCAAUCAAUUUCGCGGCGAUCGUUACCACCUUAUGAACAAUAAUUGCAAUCACUUUUCUGGCUCUUUGACACAGAUACUCUGCGGCCAAGAAAUACCUAGCUGGGUCAAUCGUUUAGCGCAUUUCAGCUCCUGUGUGCCAUUUCUACAAAGGUGUUUGCCCAAAGAGUGGCUGACACCGAAUGCCUUGCAGCAGAGCAUAACCACAAUCCAAGAGCGCGAAGACUCUGACAACAGUCCUCUUUGAGACAUUACCUGAUCGAAAAUACGAAAAUCACUUGCGAACACCCCCCCAAGCGAUCAUACAAAGUUCACUCCCAAUUGCAGUCCGAAGACCAACAUUGUUAAGUUAAAUUGUGCGAAAUGACGGGUUACUCAAAUUUACAUAGGCAUAUAUACAUAUAUACAUUCAUUUCCAAGCCAACAAACGCCCCAAAUCCAAACAAGAAAGAAACAAAAACAACUAUUAUUAAUAGAAUUAAUUAGACGAGAUAGACAUAUACAUAUACAUACUUACGUACAUGCAUAGAUACAUAGAUACAUAUACAUGCGAAGUGACUAAAUUAUUGGCUAUUGUAAUUUGUAUUUGUAAUACGACUAUUCAGAAUUAAGAUUAAUUAUUAAGUGGCCGGUUAAAUCUAAGUAGCAGGCGAAGUCAGCAGCAGCAAUAGCAGCAGCAGUGUCAUUUAUAGAAUUUUAAAUUAAUAACUGAAAGAAACAUCGAGAAAUCAUUAUUAGGCACUUGCUAAAUUGUACUAACAAGAAAAAACCACAACAGACAUACAUAUGUAUAUGUGGGUAAAUGAUAUCAAAUGUUGCCCAAUUUACUGGUUUACGGAGGGGGGAAUUUUAUUUUUUGAAUUCCCCGACCGACCAUUGGAACUCGAUUAUGGAAUUAGUUUUCUGUUUAAAUUCGUUGUAGCAUUAUACAGAGCGCUCUCAUAAGCAGCCGCAUGUCUAUCAAAACACCAAAAUGAUCUGUUAUCAAUAAAUAAUAUAAAUAUAUGUACUUGACAUUCUGAUAUUUA